UGGUUGUAAAUUGUAAUACGGCACUUCCUUCUUUGUUUCCCGUUGCUGUGGAGACUUAUCAAAAAAAAAACUCGGAGGUUCUCACCCAUCGGAAUCACCAUGGAUUCUCCUCCUCCGACGAAGCUUGAUUAUCAUGUAGACAUGUUUAAACUUCAAUCCCAAGCCACGUUUCUCUCCUUAUUCAAGGCGGAGGAUGGACGUAUGGCUCUUAUAUUAGACUCGACGGUUUUUCAUCCGCAAGGUGGAGGUCAGCCGUCGGAUACCGGUUUAAUCGAAUUCGCCGGUUCGGAUUUCAAGUUCUCUGUUCAAGAUGUUCGAUCCAAAGAUGGAAUCGUUCUCCAUUACGGAGUUUUCCAAGGUUCAGUUCCUGAAGAUAUUGCAAAGGGGCAAGACGUUCAGUUGCUUGUUGAUCAAUCAAGGCGCAAACUCAAUUCCAGGUUGCACUCAGCUGGACACUUGCUGGAUUUGUGUAUGCGGAAAGUUGGGUUGGGACAUUUGGAGCCUGGGAAAGGGUACCAUUUCCCUGACGGUCCUUUUGUGGAAUACAAAGGAGUCGUUCCACAGGCUGAACUGCAGGUGAAGCAGAAAGAGUUGGAGGCAGAGGCUAAUGAAAUGAUUUCCAAAGGAGGAAAGGUUUAUGCUGAUAUACUACCCUAUGAAGAGGCAUCCCUGCUCUGUGGUGGCAGUCUUCCUGAUUAUAUUCCCAAGGGCAGCACUCCCCGAGUCUUAAGAUUAGGUGAAAACCCUGGGUGUCCGUGUGGUGGAACCCAUGUCUCCGAUAUAUCCGAUAUCAUAAGCAUGAAGAUCACACAGAUGAGAACAAAGAAAGGAAUGACCAAAGUUUUCUACACCAUUGCAUCUUAAUUCCAGUUUACAAAAAAACAAGUCAAGGGAAGGAAUUGAAGUGAUGCCGACUGUUUCAAUCAGUUGGCUUCAACAGCAAGCAGCCUCUCCUGUGCUCAACAGCCACGAAUCAGUAUUUUGUGGGUGUUUUUUAUAUAUCAAAACUAUUAAACGACUCUCUCUAUCAUUGAUAAGUCGUAUAUUGACAUGAUAUUGAUGUGAUAUGAUCUUCCACUCAGCCUCUUAUUAGCAUUACAAUAUUGACUCUUGGUUUCUAUAAUCAUACCAAACAUUUGGUCCGAUAA
Brassica oleracea var. oleracea is the source of this 1148-nucleotide messenger RNA. RefSeq names its product alanine--tRNA ligase. Gene Ontology annotation, biological process: alanyl-tRNA aminoacylation; regulation of translational fidelity. The coding region runs from base 100 to 864 and encodes 254 amino acids. The record is from RefSeq and is a predicted model, not a curated record. Lineage: Eukaryota; Viridiplantae; Streptophyta; Magnoliopsida; Brassicales; Brassicaceae. The transcript has 9 exons. Gene Ontology annotation, molecular function: Ser-tRNA(Ala) deacylase activity; nucleic acid binding; alanine-tRNA ligase activity.